CAAGCGAAGGGUAAGCGUCAGUAGUAGGGAGUCCUGCAUUAGUCUAAAUCCCGUACUAUUAUCCACAGAAGUAUCAGACCCUAACAGAAACGUCGAUUGCAGCACGAAGUGAACAGUUAACCAGGGAUGGAAGUUCAGCACCUUGGAUAACUGCUUAGGCUUUGCAAUAUAUUAUACAUAUUUUUACGGGAAAAGCUGUCACGCCGACCUGACACAACACGUAACUGGAACAAUUUUGCCUGAGGAUACACACUAUCAACAGGUGUUUAUCCCUAGACAGAAAUGGCCACUGUUCCCAAAACACCCAUACAGACGAUCGUCUUCUUUGAUCUAGAGGCGACGAGCCUGACAAGGCCACGAAUCACUGAACUGUGUCUACUGUCUGUCCAACGCGAGGAGUUCCUGACGCGUAACGGCUCCCCAAGAGUAGUAAACAAACUGACUCUCUGUGUGGACCCACAGAAAGCUAUCAGCCCAAUAGCCAAUAACAUGACGGGUCUGUACAAUGACAGUCUGGAAUCUCAAACACCAUUUGACAAUAAGGUAGUCGACAUAAUGGCUCAUUUCCUGUCCAGACUACCACAGCCAGUCUGUCUGGUAGCACAUUAUGGACAUGGCUUUGACUACCCACUUCUCAAUGCAGAGUUGAAACGUGCCAAGUGUGAGCUGCCUUUGGAUGUGGUGUGUGUUGACAGUCUGGAAGCUAUCCGGGCCAUAGACAUGCAGACCCUGUAUGAGCAGGAGCAGCAACGCAUAGACAUGCAAAACCAAAACAAUUCCACACCAACACAUCGGGGAAUCCAGUCAGGUCAGGGUGUACAGCCAAGCAAUUCCACACCAACACAUCGGGGAAUCCAGUCAGGUCAGGGUGUACAGCCAAACAAUUCAACAACUCCUGAACUUCAGACACAACCCACACAUACUGCCACUGUCAAGCAAGACACCAUGCUUGCAAAACGCAAAGCAGAUGCAGGAAGCAUUGAACAUGUCAGGAAAAGGCUUUUUACUGAUUCAGACAAAGUAGCAAAAGAGGUUGAAAACAGUGAGGACAAAACUAAAGUAGAAAUGGCUUGUUGUAAAGAAAAACAAACUGUGGAAGCCACAAGACAACUGGUACAAAAUCUACAUGAAAUAAACCCAGAAACAGCUGUUGUACCAACACCUUCACGCGACACACCAGAACAGCCCAAGGCUCAGGAGGAACAGAAUGUAGGACUGCAGUCUAUAGCAGCGUCUUCAGUACUCGACUCCCAGCAAAGUGUCACGGACGACAUGCUCAUGGAAGCUGUUGAAAGUGUCGAGGCAGAUGAGAACUUUGAAAAGGCUGGUACAUCUAUGACAAAAUGUCCUCCUUCUGUCAGUAAUGUGACUCUCAAACCUUCUACACAGAGAACCAGUCCUCCUCAGGCACACGUUAUGUGUUCUAACAAUGACAGCAAUAGUGGUACAGGAAAUGACAAAGCUGGUUUACCAGGGACAAGUGUCUCUGUGCCUGGAAACAGUGGGGUGUGUUUUACAGGAAAUGUCAAUGCUCAAUUACCAGAGACAAGUGGCGUCCAUGAUGUCAAGUCAAUAGAUAGAGUCCCCAACAACGGCUUUCAGUCGGCGCAGCCAUCAGCGGGUGAUACAGUUAGAUGUAAAACAUCAAUAGAUCAGUUACACACACCUGUUAAAUCUAGUAACAACAAUGUAACACCUGUAACCACUGGCGUCAACAACAACAACAAUUCAGUCACCAAUCAGGACCACGUUACUCCCAUGGUUCUGCCAAAAUUGUCGUACAAACUAGAAGAGAUAUAUUAUCGUACUUUUGGUCAGAAACCACCUUUGUCUCAUAAUGCUGAGGACGAUUGUAUAACCUUGAUGAAAGUUUGUAAAAAGAGGUGUCCUCAGUUCUUAGAGUGGGUUAACAAACACCAGGUGUUACUGUCUACUCUGCCUCCUAUGUAUUAAACAAUUGUCUUGUAACCAAGUGGGUAUAUGUACCAACAACAGAUGUCACCUAUGUACAGAGCAGGUACAUGUCCUCUACCUGGAGACCCUAAACCAUACAGUGUGGGUAGAUUAAAGACCAACACCUGUGUCGCUGUCUAACCCAUCACCUAUGUACAGAGCAGGUACAUGUCCUCUACCUGGAGACCCUAAACCGUACAGUGUGGGUAGAUCAAAGACCAACACUAGGUGUCGCUGUCUAGCCCAUCACCUAUGUAUUGGAUAUCUGUAAUCAGUCUAAGACUGAAUUAACAGUGCAGUGGAUAGACCAACACCAGGUCUCACCUUUGACUUAUGUAUUGAUUGGUCGUCCUCGAUUUGCAGAUCUUGAACCAUACCAUGGGUAGACCAACAUCGGGUAUCCUUAUUUAGUGUGUUACUGAUGUAUUGAAUAAAUGUGGGUAGACCAACAUCACGUAUCCCUAUUUAGUAUGUUACUGAUGUAUUGAAUAAAUGUGGGUAGACCAACAUCACGUAUCCCUAUUUAGCAUGCUACUGAUGUAUUGAAUAAAUGUGGGUAGACCAACGUCAGGUAUCCCUAUCUAGUAUGUUACUGAUGUAUUGUAUAAAUGUGGGUAGACCAUCAUCAGGUAUCGCUAUCUAGUAUGUUACUGAUGUAUUGAAUAAAUGUGGGUAGACCAUCAUCAGGUAUCGCUAUCUAGUAUGUUACUGAUGUAUUGAAUAAAUGUGGGUAGUCCAUCAU
Molecule: messenger RNA, 2695 nt
Organism: Mizuhopecten yessoensis (Yesso scallop)
Lineage: Eukaryota; Metazoa; Mollusca; Bivalvia; Pectinida; Pectinidae
Exons: 2
Coding region: 283-1953 (556 amino acids)
Biological process (GO): DNA catabolic process
Cellular component (GO): cytoplasm
Molecular function (GO): nucleic acid binding; 3'-5'-DNA exonuclease activity
Source: RefSeq, a predicted model, not a curated record